Molecule: messenger RNA, 666 nt
Organism: Pieris macdunnoughi
Lineage: Eukaryota; Metazoa; Arthropoda; Insecta; Lepidoptera; Pieridae
Source: the annotation of a GenBank genome assembly
AUGACAUUGAUUGAGAGACUAACUGGAAGAGAUAACUUCGCUAGCUGGAAGUUUGCAGUACUAACGUAUUUAGAACACGAGGAAUUGAGGGAAUGCAUAACCGUCAAUGGCGCCGUUGAUCCAAAGAAAGACGUAAAAGCAAGAUUGAUAUCUUCGUGUGACUGUGAUUUUGAUCGAGUUGAAAAUUUAUGUGAUAGCAAUAGUAAUAAAGAUUACGAUCUUUUUAAUGAUGAAACAAAUGCUUCAGAGAGCGAUCAUUCAUUAAAAGAUUUUGCAGGAAUAGAACUUGAAUUAUCUUCUGAAGAUAAAGAUCAAAACGUAGAAAAUGAAACUUUAGACACGGGAGAAACACUGCGUGGCUGCCAAACCAAUAAAAACGGUGAAGAUGAGUGGGAGGAUAUUUCUGAAAGUCCCCGGGGCAAAAGGGGCUCAGCCCAACGUCACCGCUGCCAAGGGUUCCGGCACUCCUCGCUCCAGUGCCACCGGGCCUUAGCCUGUGUGCGGUGCGGGGUCACGCCGGCUAACCACAGUACGUGCCCAAUGCUGAAGGAGGAGACGCGCAAUAAGCGCGCAGGCACGGUGGCCGAGGCUGGCCCCAGUAGGGCCGCCGCUGACUUCGCUCCAGUUGCUGGAGCCACCAGAGCCGCCGGGCAGAGGGCCCACUGA